This is a messenger RNA of Gadus morhua (Atlantic cod), 2799 nucleotides long. RefSeq names its product NLR family CARD domain-containing protein 3-like. NCBI's taxonomy places the organism in Eukaryota, Metazoa, Chordata, Actinopteri, Gadiformes, Gadidae. Gene Ontology annotation, molecular function: protein binding. The coding region runs from base 13 to 2784 and encodes 923 amino acids. The record is from RefSeq and is a predicted model, not a curated record. The transcript is spliced from 9 exons.
AAGUUCUGCCUGAUGGAGAUGAACCAGGAGGAACUGGCUGACACACUGUGGGGCGGAUCUGCUGCUGUUCAGUGCCAAGAUAAAAUCAAGUCUCAUUUGAAGAAAAAGUUAAAGUGUGUGUCUGAGGGAAUCCCUAAAGCAGGAACUCAAACGGGUCUGAAUGACUUCUACACAGAGCUCUUCAUCACAGAGAGAGGCAGUGGAGAGGUCAACAAAGAACAUGAGGUCAGACUGAUUGAAACAGCUUCAAGGACACCAACCAAGGAAGAAACACCGAUCAAAUGUGAAGACAUCUUUAAACCCUUACCUGGACGAGAUCAACCAAUCAGAACAAUAAUGACCACUGGAGUGGCUGGCAUUGGUAAAACCAUCGUAACACAAAAGUUCACUCUAGACUGGGCUGAAGGCAAAGCCAACCACGACAUACACUUCACAUUUCUCUUAACUUUCAGAGAGCUGAAUUUACUGAAAGAGAGAGAGUUUAGCUUGGUGGAACUUCUUCAUCACUUCUUUAUUGUGAUCAAAGAAGCAGGACUCUGCAGAUAUGAACGGUUCAAAGUUCUCUUCAUCUUGGAUGGUCUGGAUGAGUGUCGACUUCCUCUGGACUUCCAGAACAACCAGACCUGGACUGAUGUCAAAGAGCCGUCCUCUGUGGACGUGCUGCUGACAAACCUCAUCAGGGGCGACCUGCUUCCCUCCGCUCGCAUCUGGAUAACCACACGCCCUGCGGCAGCCAAUCGGAUCCCUGCUGAGUGUGUUGACAGGGUGACAGAGGUGAGGGGGUUCACCGACCCACAGAAGGAGGAGUACUUCAGGAAGAGAUUCAGAGAGAAGACGCUGGCCAACACAAUCAUCUCCCACGUCAAGAAAUCAAGAAGCCUCCACAUCAUGUGUCACAUCCCAGUCUUCUGUUGGAUCACUGCUACAGUUCUGGAGGACAUCUUAAAAAAAUCCCAGAUAGAAGAGAUGCCCAAGACCGUGACUCAGAUGUACAGCUACUUCCUUUGGGUUCAGUCGAUACAGGGGGACAGGAAGUACCAUGGGAGAGCUGAAACGGAUCCAUACUGGGGUCCAGAGAGCAGGAAGAUUAUUGUUUCUUUGGGAAAACUGGCUUUUAACCAGCUGGAGAAAGGCCACCUGAUCUUCUACGAGGCAGACCUGGCAGAGUGUCACAUCGAUAUCAGAGCAGCCUCACUGUACUCAGGAGUGUUCACCAAGAUCUUUAAAGAGGAGUGUGGGCUGUACCAGGACAAGGUGUUCUGCUUUGUCCAUCUGAGCCUCCAGGAGUUUCUGGCUGCCCUUCAUGUCUUUCUGACCUUCAUCAACGAUGGUGUCAAUCUGCUCUCAAAAGAACAACCCACCUCUGGGGAAGAUAAACUCUUCCUCCUCUACCAGAAUGCUGUGGACAAGGCCUUACAGAGUGAGAACGGACAACUGGACUUGUUCCUCCGCUUCCUCCUUGGCCUCUCUCUGGAGACCAAUCAGAUUGUCCUACGAGGUCUGCUGGGACAGAAAAAAAGAUCACUGACCACUCAGAUUAAAACUGUGUCUUACAUCAAGGAGAAGAUAGAUGGAGAUCUCUCUCCAGAGAGAAGCAUCAAUCUGUUCCACUGUCUGAAUGAGCUGAACGACCGUUCUCUAGUGAAGGAGAUCGAACAGUACCUGACAUCAGGAAGUUUCUCCGGAAGAUCUCUCUUUCCUGCUCAACUGUCAGCUCUGGCCUUCAUCCUAGUGACAUCAGAAGAGGAGCUGGACGUGUUUGACCUGAAGAAAUACUCUGCUUCAGAGAAGGGUCUUCUGAGGCUGCUGCCAGUGGUCAAAGCCUUUAAAACGUCUCUUUUGAAAGGCUGUCAGCUGUCAGAGAAAUGCUGUGAAGCUCUGGCCUCAGUUCUCAGCUCAGACUCCUCUAGUCUGAGGGAGCUGGACCUGAGUACCAAUGAUCUGCAGGAUUCAGGAGUGAAGCUGCUCUCUGCUGGACUGGGGAGUCCACACUGUACACUGGAAACUCUCAGCUUGUCUUGCUGCCUGGUCACACAGGAAGGCUGUGCUUCUCUGGCCUCAGCUCUGAGCUUUAACCCCUCCCAUCUGAGAGAGCUGGACCUGAAGGAGCUGGACGUGUUUGACCUGAAGAAAUACUCUGCUUCAGAGGAUGGUCUUAUGAGGCUGCUGCCAGUGGUCAAAGCCUCUAAAACAUCUCUGCUCAAUGGCUGUCAUCUGUCAGCGAGAUGCUGUGAAGCUCUGGCCUCAGUUCUCAGCUCCAACUCCUGUUGUCUGAGAGAGCUGGAGCUGAGUUCCAAUGAUCUGCAGGAUUCAGGAGUGAAGCUGCUCUCUGCUGGACUGGGGAGUCCACACUGUACACUGGAAACUCUCAGGCUGAAUAGCUGUCUUCUGUCAGAGAAAUGCUGUGAAGCCCUGGCCUCAGUUCUCAGCUCCAACUCCUCUAGUCUGAAAGAGCUGGACCUGAGUACCAAUGAUCUGCAGGAUUCAGCAGUGAAGCUGCUCUCUGCUGGACUGGGGAGUCCACACUGUACACUGGAAACUCUCAGCUUGUCUGGCUGCCUGGUCACACAGGAAGGCUGUGCUUCUCUGGCCUCAGCUCUGAGCUCCAACCCCUCCCAUCUGAGGAAGCUGGACCUGAGCUACAAUCACCCAGGAGACUCUGGAGCUGCGCUGCUCUCUGCUGGACUGGAGGAUCCACGCUGGAGACUGGACACUCUCAGGUAUGGAGAGGACAGCUCACCACUGAGGGACAAAGUCUCCGAUAAGGAUUCAAGCCGCUGCUAGAUGAAGUGGUUUGAA